ACCGCGAGUUCGUCGUCGCGUAUAGAUACGCGUUUUGUUCUGCGCGGCGAUUACGAACGCAAUCAGCCGCGAUGUCGCGUGUUUACCAACCUACCGAUUAUGUUGUCGAAAGGUCGCUAUUGCCGUCUUUUGAAAAAUACAAAGAAAUGCAUAAACAGUCAUUAGAUGAUCCUGAAAGGUUUUGGUCUCAAAUAGCGAGCGAAUUCGAUUGGCAGACUCCGGCUCAGCCCGGCAAAUUUGUAUCGUACAAUUUUGACCUGAAUAAAGGGAACAUUUUUGUCAAAUGGAUGGAAGGGGCAGUCACCAAUAUUUGCUUCAAUCUAUUGGACCGCAAUGUGAGGAAUGGACACGGGGAAAAGAUAGCUUAUUACUGGGAAGGAAACCACCCGGACGACUACAGCCGCAUCACGUACAGGAAGCUGAUGGACCUGGUGUGCCAGUUCUCCAACGCGCUGAAGGAUAACGGCGUGGGGAAGGGAGACCGCGUGUCCCUCUACAUGCCCAUGAUUCCGGAGACGGUGGUGUGCAUGCUGGCGUGCGCGAGGAUCGGUGCCAUACAUUCCGUAGUGUUCGCAGGGUUUUCAUCGGAUUCGCUCGCGGAGAGGAUGGCGAGUUGCAAGGCCAAGGUGCUGGUGACGGCAGACGGCGGGUGGCGCGGCGAGAAGCUGCUCGUGCUCAAGAACACGUGCGACGAGGCCAUGCAGAAGGCCCAGGCCAAAUACAACCACAAGGUCGACAAGUGCAUCGUCGUGUCGCACCUCAAGAGAGUCACGCCGUGUGGGAAACUGCCCGAUGAUAUCUCGUCUUUGUACAAAUGGAUGGAAGACAGAGACGUGUGGUGGCAUGACAUAAUGGAGGGGCAAUCCACCUUCUGCCCGCCAGAAUGGAUGGGUGCAGAGGAACCGCUGUUCAUGCUUUACACCAGCGGCUCCACCGGCAAGCCGAAAGGCGUGUUGCACACCACCGCCGGCUACCUGCUGUACGCCGCCACCACGUUCCGCUACGUGUUCGACUACAGAGACAAGGACGUGUACUGGUGCACCGCCGAUGUCGGCUGGAUCACGGGCCACACCUACGUCGUGUACGCACCGCUGGCCAACGCCGCCACCUCUGUCCUAUUCGAAGGCACCCCGUUCUACCCAGACAACGACCGCUACUGGGCCGUGGUGGAAAAGUGCAAGGUGUCGCAGUUCUACACCGCGCCCACCGCCAUCAGAACGCUCACUAAGUUUGGCGAGGAGCCCGUUAAAAGGCACGAUUUAAAGUCGCUGCGGGUGCUGGGCAGCGUGGGCGAGCCCAUCAACCCCGAGGCGUGGCUGUGGUACUACAGCCUGGUGGGCAACGGGCGCUGCUCCAUAGCGGACACGUUCUGGCAGACCGAGACCGGCGGCCACGUCAUCACCAGCCUGCCGGGAGCCACGCCGAUGAAGCCCGGCGCUGCGGGGUUCCCGUUCUUCGGCGUGGAAGCAACGAUUCUGGACGAGAGCGGCGCCGUGGUCUCGGGCCCCGGCGAGGGCUACCUGGUGUUCGCGCGGCCCUGGCCCGGCGUCAUGCGCACGCUGUGGGCCGACCACGACCGGUACGAGCAGGUCUACUUCUCCAAGUUCCCUGGCUACUACUGCACUGGCGAUGGCGCUCGUCGCGACGAGGACGGCUUCCUGUGGGUGACGGGGCGCAUCGACGACAUGCUCAACGUGUCGGGCCACCUGAUGUCCACGUCGGAGGUGGAGGGCGUGCUCACGGAGCACCCGCACGUGGCCGAGGCGGCCGUCGUGUCCAAGCCGCACCCCAUCAAGGGUGAGUCGCUAUACUGCUUCGUGGUGCUCGUGGACGGCGUGCAGCUAGACGCGGCGAUGCUGGACGCGCUGCGCAAGCUGGUGCGCGCGCGCAUCGGCGCGUUCGGCGUGCCCGACACCGUGCAGUACGCGCCCGGCCUGCCCAAGACGCGCUCCGGCAAGAUCAUGCGCCGCGUGCUGCGCAAGGUGGCCGUCGGCGACCGCGAUGUCGGCGACGUGUCCACGCUCGCCGAGCCCGCCGUCGUCGAACAACUCUUCAACAACAGGCCUUAGACACUUCCUGGGAAAGAGCUCUAAUAACGCUUUGUUUCCUAUUUGAAUCGAUAAGAAUCGAUUUG
This is a messenger RNA of Cydia amplana, 2134 nucleotides long. It is a transcript of the gene AcCoAS, whose product is annotated as acetyl-coenzyme A synthetase. The transcript is spliced from 10 exons. Gene Ontology annotation, molecular function: AMP binding; acetyl-CoA synthetase activity. The record is from RefSeq and is a predicted model, not a curated record. Bases 72 to 2069 code for a protein of 665 amino acids. NCBI's taxonomy places the organism in Eukaryota, Metazoa, Arthropoda, Insecta, Lepidoptera, Tortricidae.